CAUUCACGUGCUGGUUCUCUUCCUUGAAGGCGGUGCUUCCUGGCUGCCGGUGGAGAGAGUUGUUGUUGUUUGUGGGGAGAGAAGUUCUUGAAAAGUACACAAACUGGUCCUAGAAACAUGGGAACCCGAGAUGACGAGUAUGACUACUUAUUCAAAGUUGUGCUUAUUGGAGACUCUGGAGUGGGGAAGAGUAACCUGCUGUCCCGUUUCACGAGAAAUGAGUUCAACCUGGAGAGCAAGAGUACCAUUGGGGUGGAGUUUGCCACCCGCAGCAUCCAGGUGGACGGCAAGACGAUAAAGGCACAGAUCUGGGACACAGCUGGACAAGAACGCUACAGAGCCAUCACCUCAGCAUACUACCGAGGUGCAGUCGGGGCGCUCCUAGUUUACGACAUCGCCAAACACUUGACGUAUGAGAACGUUGAACGCUGGCUAAAAGAACUCAGGGACCAUGCUGACAACAACAUAGUCAUCAUGCUGGUUGGAAACAAGAGCGACCUCCGUCACCUCAGGGCAGUGCCCACUGAUGAGGCUCGAGCUUUCUCAGAAAAGAACACUCUCUCAUUUAUUGAAACCUCUGCCUUGGACUCCACUAAUGUAGAAGAAGCCUUUAAAAACAUCCUCACAGAAAUCUACCGUAUUGUAUCUCAGAAGCAAAUAUCGGACAGAUCUGCACACGAUGAGUCUCCAGGAAACAAUGUAGUGGACAUAAGCCUCCCUCCAACCACAGAUGGGCAGAAGGGCAAACUCCCCUGCUGCCAGAGCCUGUGACACUCCUACUUUCUUUUCCUGUUUGACUUUCUGUCAGUCUUUCCUCUCUUCACCUCUGGUUAAGGUCGGCUGUCACACAGCUGUCAUCAAGAAACCCUCGUGGGCUUUGAAGUCUCCGACACCAAGACUCUUGUGUUUUACAUUCCUUUGUGCUGUUCUUUUCAUUGUUUUUUUUUUCUUGGUUUAUUUGUCAUUCUCUUAUUUCCCAUGCAAGCAUAAAGAGGGAGGAAGAUUUUGCUAUUAUGAAGUUGAUCUUAAAACUGUAGUAAACUUAAAUGUCUUUUAAUGAAAGUAGAUUUUAUGGUUCCUUUGACCCUCUCCUGUUGAAGGAAUGGUGAGGAAUCAGUAGGCGUGUGAAUCAAUGCUUCAAGAAGUUUCUACUCGUCUCCUUUUCUGAGCUUCAGUGAUAUAGACUUUUGUCACGAUCUGCUACAGCAGAACCCCAAUUUUAUGUCUGGUUGCCCUGUCUGCCUAUCAUGCAGUAUGGGUGGAGAGGAAGAGAUGAGAAGUAGGCACCAUUUGGGUAUUUAAGUGUACUCAUAUCUGGAGUUUCUAUUUUCCUCUUUCAUUUUAAUUUGCCUCUUUGAGCCCUUUGCCCACUGUGGCAUGAAAUUAGCACGAGCCAGGGAUCUGACUGGCUGUGACUGUCUGAACUAAUAUGGGCUAGUGGGAAACAAAUGAAGUGUUUUAUUGGCGUUUGAGUGUGUGUGGUUGUGUGUGUUAACCUUAGUGUGCAACAAUACCAAAGGAGACGGAUGCAAUCGUUAUCAGUUUUAGGUUCUCUGACUUGAGCACAUUAAUGGCUGCUAAAGUUGCAUUUCAUCGCUGUAUUUGGAAAACCAAUCCCAGCUGCUUAGAAAAACAUUUCCAAUGCUACAGUGCAACAUUUGAAGUAAUGUUUAAAAUUUAUGUUUUGUUUUGUUUGGGUUUUUUUGCACUUGUGUCCAAAUAUUUCAGUGGAUCAAAUCAUGAUAUAUUUUAAAAACUCACUCAACAUCUUAAUCAAGUAACAAGUUUCCUGUUCAUUGUGAAGGCAACGUUCUUGGUUAAAAAAAGUACUUAAUGUGGUUCCUUUUUUGGUCUUAAACAUUUUCCUCAUGUACUCAAACAAACUUUGCUGUUUGAAUUGUUUGAAUGUGAUAUCUGUUAAAGGGAAAUAGAUAAAGAUGUUUGCAAUCAA
Messenger RNA from Notolabrus celidotus (New Zealand spotty), 1951 nucleotides. RefSeq names its product ras-related protein Rab-11B-like. Bases 118 to 771 code for a protein of 217 amino acids. The transcript is spliced from 5 exons. Gene Ontology annotation, cellular component: recycling endosome. The record is from RefSeq and is a predicted model, not a curated record. NCBI's taxonomy places the organism in Eukaryota, Metazoa, Chordata, Actinopteri, Labriformes, Labridae. Gene Ontology annotation, molecular function: GTPase activity; GTP binding. Gene Ontology annotation, biological process: regulated exocytosis; constitutive secretory pathway.